This is a messenger RNA of Prinia subflava (tawny-flanked prinia), 2006 nucleotides long. RefSeq names its product stem-loop histone mRNA binding protein (gene SLBP). Gene Ontology annotation, cellular component: cytoplasm; histone pre-mRNA 3'end processing complex. The record is from RefSeq and is a predicted model, not a curated record. The transcript is spliced from 8 exons. Gene Ontology annotation, molecular function: histone pre-mRNA stem-loop binding; mRNA binding. Bases 352 to 1176 code for a protein of 274 amino acids. Gene Ontology annotation, biological process: mRNA 3'-end processing by stem-loop binding and cleavage; mRNA transport. NCBI's taxonomy places the organism in Eukaryota, Metazoa, Chordata, Aves, Passeriformes, Cisticolidae.
GCUGAACCAUUACCCUGGCGGGGGGGUGAAAGAUGUGUGUGAGCGUGGAAGAGCGCGGGGCGGCCGCUGCGCUUUCCCGCUCGCCCACCUUCCGCACCUGUCCCGGUGGAGGCGCCCCGCGGGGAGGCGGAGCGGGCGGUGUCGCUCAGCGCCGGCGGGAGAUGCGAAGGAGCUGAGCGGGAAGGCGGCAGCGCUCUCUCGGCUCUGCCUCACCGCGCGGCUCUGCCCCACCGCCCGCCUCAGCUGCCCUCGCCUGCCAGUCCUUCACCGCCCGGCUCUCCUUCAGCGCCCGCCUCAGCUCCCCGCUCCCGGCUCUCCCUUCAGCCCUCCCUCCCGAGGAUACCCCGCACCAUGUCCUUCCGCCAGAGGAGCCCGCACGGCAGCACGAAGAGCAGCCCGCAGCACCCCCCGCGCUGGGCCCAGGCGCGGAAACGCGGCGCCGAUGGGAGGCGGCGGCGGCAGAACGAGCCCGAAUCCUCCGUGUUUGAGGAAAACAAGGCCAGGCCCGAGGACAGCCGGCUGGACAGUUUUACAACACCAGAAGGUCCUGGACCCCUUCCCCGGUGUUUGGACUGGGGAACUGCAGUGGAGGAAGAUGAAAUGAGGACCAAUGUUAACAAAGAAAUUGCAAGACACAGAAGAAAACUCCUGAUAAAUGAAUUUUCAAGAGAAAGGAAGUCCUCCUCAGGAAGUUCUGAUUCAAAGGAGUCCACGGCGACGGUAGAACUUGAGACAGAUGAGGUGGUUCUGCUGAGAAGACAAAAACAGAUAAACUAUGGAAAAAACACCAUUGCAUAUGAUAGAUACAUUAAAGAAGUACCUAGAUGCCAUCGUAUACCAGGAGUUCAUCCCAGAACUCCAAACAAAUUUAAGAAGUACAGCCGGAGGUCGUGGGACCAGCAAAUUAAACUGUGGAAAGUUGCACUGCAUUCCUGGGAUCCUCCGACUGAGGAAGGGUGUGAUCUGCAGGACAUUUGUCCUGUUGACCUUGGUGAGAUGGAGACAGAAUCUGUUGGAAGCAAUUCUACUGAAUCCCAGACGAGCUGUCAAGAUAAUGAUGAUACCUGUUCCAGCACUCCCACCAAAGUUAGACAUGUUGAUUAUCAAGCAGAAGGAGAAUUUGACUUGGAAGUGUGUUUGAGUGAGCCACUGAAAGAAUUUGAUACUGUGAGUUAAAUAGUCUCGUGCAAACUGUUGUAGAGAAAGUUUUUUAAAUUUAAGAGAUGUUAGCUUGAUCCAUAACCUGUUAAUAGUAAGAAAGCUUAAGCAAAGUUGAAGACUGUUCUCAAAGCUGUGAUUGGUCUAAAUAUUCUCCAGACCAGACUUAUGUAAAAUUGCAAUUAAGUUGUUUGACUUAUUGUUAACUUUUAAUUUAUGUAUAUCAGAUUUCUUUUUAUAAUUUUUUCAAUAGAAAAACUAGCCAAAGGCAGUGCUAUACUCUAGUAAUUAUAAAUAGCACAGCAAGAUCUUACCAAUUUCCCCCAUUUCUUCCCCCACUGUGAACAAGAUUGUCCACCUGCAGAUCAAGAGCCAAGUACAGAGAUUUUUUUUAACCUUGCUUUUACAUCUGGCUCUUGUGAAACACCUGACCUGAAGUAAUGCACGUGGUACUCAACCAUGUGUCUGAUUUGUACUAGUAAACCCAUCUACUGCAGUUAUUCUAAGAUUAACUACCUUAUCUCUUUUUUACAAAAAUGCUUCAGAAACAAUUGGAAGUUUAAUACUCUCAAGAAAUUCAAGUCAGCAUGGUAAUAUCUAUGCAGUGAUGGUGGAUUUUUUUAGAAGUAAUAGUCUUAAUUUGAAAUUUUUAAAUAGUUAUCAGUCAUUUAUUAAUGCAGUCAAGAUACACUAGGGAAAGUGCUUGAUUCUUUCAGUUUUCUGUUUUUAAAUGUAAAACUGUUGUAAAUGUUAACAACUGUACAGAUUUUCUGCUGAGAGCAGUUCAUGUUUCUAUUGCUUCUGCGUGGGAUGUUGCUGGAAAAUAAACAGAACUGCAUUUACUUUUA